AUGGAACCACUGGCGAAGAAGAUCUUUAAAGGCAUUUUAAUAGCUGAACUUCUCAGUGUUUUUGGAGCAUAUUUUUUGUUUAAUAAGAUGAACACAAUCCAAGAUUUCAGGCAAACAAUGAGCAAGAAAUUUCCCUUCAUCUUUGAAGUUUAUUACAAAUCCACUGAACAGCCUGGAAUAUACGGAGUCAGAGAGAAGAACAAGAAAAAUGGCUGA
This is a messenger RNA of Suricata suricatta (meerkat), 216 nucleotides long. Its product is annotated as protein CEBPZOS-like. The coding region runs from base 1 to 216 and encodes 71 amino acids. The record is from RefSeq and is a predicted model, not a curated record. NCBI's taxonomy places the organism in Eukaryota, Metazoa, Chordata, Mammalia, Carnivora, Herpestidae. The transcript has a single exon.